Molecule: messenger RNA, 2430 nt
Organism: Hydra vulgaris (swiftwater hydra)
Lineage: Eukaryota; Metazoa; Cnidaria; Hydrozoa; Anthoathecata; Hydridae
Product: phosphatidylserine decarboxylase proenzyme, mitochondrial
Biological process (GO): phosphatidylethanolamine biosynthetic process
Cellular component (GO): mitochondrion
Molecular function (GO): phosphatidylserine decarboxylase activity
Source: RefSeq, a predicted model, not a curated record
UAACAAAUUGAAAAAGAUCAAUUUAGCCGGUUUUUCUAUUUGUUGGAAGAAAUUAAAUGGAAUUUAGAAGAUGUUAUAUACCCGAGAAUAGUUAAAAUAGAAAAAUUAAAGAAUAUGACAUUUUAAUAGAUGCAAUUUAAACACAAAAGAAAAUGAUCAAUUCUCGAAAAAUCUGCAUAUAUGGCAAAAAAUAUGUUAAUUCUCAAUUCUUUAUAUCAAAAAAAGUACUUCAAACUAGAGAUUUUUCUAAAGGUCACCAAGAGCAUGAGCGGAGAUUUCGUAUUGAGUGGUUUUAUAUUCCAGCAGGUGUUGGAUUCGGUUUAUUGUGUUUUAUACAGCUUAAGCAUAUGUGGAGGCGUCAGCGCAAUGCACCAUUUGAUGAAGCUAACGAUGAACCUAUAAAGAAUGGAUUCAUUUUUAAAUCAUGGCAGGUUGAGGCUUUUAAAAUUAUUCCUACACGUUUUCUUUCACGAGUAUGGGGUCAUUGCUCCAAUACGCAUAUUCCAGUACCAUUACGUGCACCUUUAAUCAACUCUUAUUGUCAUCUUUUUAACUGUAACUUAAAUGAAGCAGUGAUUAGUGAUGUGAAAGAGUAUGAAACUUUUAAUGCUUUUUUCACAAGACAGCUAAAACCAGGUGUGCGUGAAAUUGAUCAUUCUGUUACAAUGGUUUCACCUGCAGAUUCAACUAUACUUUCUUUGGGAUCAUUUUCGCAUAAAGAUAUGACUCUUGAGCAAAUUAAAGGAGUAACAUUCCCUCUUAGUACUUUUUUUGGUCCAAGACAUCCUUUUUUUAAAAAGCUUUGUUCAUUUUUUCCAGAGUCUGAUCCUCUAUAUUCUCCUGGAAGCUGUCAUCAAGAGAAUGAUUUCAAAAUUUUUUAUUGUACUUUUUAUCUUGCACCUGGUGAUUACCAUUGGUUUCAUUCCCCAACAGAAUGGACAGUUGACCAACGAAGGCAUAUUCCAGGAAAUUUGUUUUCAGUAAAUCCUCGUGUUUUAAAAACUGUUGAAGGUAUUUUUAACAUCAAUGAAAGAGUGCUCUUAUCUGGGCGAUGGAAGCAUGGUUUAUUUAUGUGUGGAGCUAUUGGAGCUUAUAAUGUUGGCUCUAUUAAGUUGAAUUUUCCAGUUGAAAAACAAUUCGGAACAAACAGCCCAUUCAACUCGGAUGGAUUUCAAGACCGUCUUUAUCCCACUGGUGUUUUAUUAAAACGAGGUGAUACAGUUGGAAGAUUCGAACUUGGCUCUUCCUUAGUAUUAGUAUUCACAGCACCUAAAACAUUUAAAUUCAAUGUGAAAUGUGGUGAUAAAGUGAAGUAUGGACAACCCUUAGGAAAUAUAAAAGAUGAAAGUUAGUUAUCUACAUCAACAAGGUGUAUAAGAUUUUUUAACUUUUCAUGAAAAAUCUACGAAUAAAUAUCUUACGAGAUUUCCUAGUUUUUCAUUAGAGGUCUAAUAAGAGAAUAUAUGAUGAUUGGUCGCUCUUAUCUGACGGGUUUGUUGAUUUCAUGCAGUUGCUCUGCAUUUAGCUUUAUAACAAUGAUAUAUCUUACCAAGAAAAUCGAUUGAACUAAUAAAAUCGACAGGAUAUUUUAAUAAAGUUAUAUGGUGGGACAACAAAUUCUUAAAGAAAUGUUUUGAAGUCGAUAAAGUAAGGUAUUAAAUGACUUUUAAUUAGGAAUAUUAAAUAAUUGUUCACUUUUUACAUUUUGAGUGAAUUGUGAGAUAUUUAUGCCAUGUUUUGUAUUGAUUUAUUUUUUAAACAAAAUAUAAAGCUUUCAAUAUUUUUUGUAAACCAAGAUCUGUUAUAGUUUGUUCUGUGUUGUUUUCUACGUUUAAAAUUCAUCUACUAGUCGUGUAGUAAUUAGCUACGUUUAAAUUAUUUUUUUUAUUUGAAAAAAUGAAAAUCAUCAGUUAUAGUAUGCAAAUAGUGUAUAUUUGUAAACAGUGUUCGUGAAGAUAAACAUUCUUUCUGUAUCCAUCUAAUUGCAGUUCUUUUAAAAAUUUUGUAUCCUCGUCAGUUGCUAAUACUUCUGUUUUGAAUGUUGAUAUUUAUUAUUUACUACUGUUGUAUUUUAUAUUUUUGUUAUUACUAUUAUUCUAUUUUACAUUGUUAUUGUUAUUAUUUUUAUAUUAUUAUAUUUAUUGUCAUAGUAUAAAUAUAAAUAUAUUUUAAAAAAAGUUUUAUAUUUUAAUGUUUUUAUUCUUUUUUUUUUUUUUCUAUCAGGCUAUUUUUUAGUGGUUGAACCUCGAUUUUUUUUUUGGUUAUGUUUACAUUUUUGAAAAUCAAAUUUUCAGCGCGACAUUUGUUAUUUAUUAGACACGUUUGUUAUUUAUUUUUUACACCUCAACAAAGUUUAGAUGUAAAAUAAAUGCUUAAACGUACAUUUAUAAGACAUUAACUUUAUAAUAAUACAUAAGUUUUUUAUCUCAA